AUGGUAUUGAAGAAAAACAAUCUCACUUCAAAAUGCUUCCACCACGACCCUUGUCACAUUUUGCAAUCACAUUGCCCCCAUAUUUCUGAUAAGAAGAAAGAAAGAUGGAAAAUUCCACCCAAGACAGACAGCCCAUGUUGUUUUUCCAGGUUGUUUCUCUUCUGUCUCCACUGUCUGUGGAUUCUUCUGCUUUCCAACAGUGUGAAGCCAGUUUUGGGUGAUGAUGAGCGUUGGGAUGGAGUGGUUGUGACAGAAUCAAAUUUCUUAGCACUUCAAGCAUUUAAGCAAGAGUUGGUCGAUCCCAAAGGCUUCUUGCGGAGCUGGAAUGACUCUGGCUAUGCAGCUUGUUCAGGAGGUUGGGUUGGUAUCAAGUGUGCUCAGGGACAAGUUAUUGUGAUUCAGCUUCCAUGGAAGGGGUUGAGUGGGCAUAUCACAGAUAGGAUUGGUCAACUUCAAGGUCUUAGAAAGCUUAGUCUUCAUGAUAACCAAAUUGGUGGUUCAAUCCCUUCAUCUUUGGGACUUCUUCCCAAUCUUAGAGGGGUUCAGUUAUUCAACAAUAGGUUAACAGGUUCCAUCCCUCCUUCCUUAGGUUACUGCCCUUUGCUUCAGUCUCUUGAUCUCAGUAACAAUUUGCUCACUGGAACAAUCCCUUAUAGCCUUGCCAAUUCCUCUAAGCUUUUUUGGCUUAACUUGAGUUUUAAUUCCUUCUCUGGUCCUAUACCAGCUAGCCUAACUCACUCAGUUUCUCUCACAUUCCUUUCUCUUCAACACAAUAAUCUCACUGGCUCCAUUCCUAACUCAUGGGGUGGUAGCCUAAAAAAUGGCUUCUCUCGGCUUCAAAGUUUGAUCCUUGAUCACAACUUUUUCACUGGAAAUAUUCCUGCUUCUUUGGGCAGCUUAAGGGAACUUAGUGAGAUUUCCCUUGGUCAUAACCAGUUUAGUGGAGCUAUACCAAAUGAAAUAGGAACCCUUUCAAGGCUUAGGUCACUAGACAUUUCUAAUAAUGCCUUGAAUGGGAGCUUGCCUGCUACACUCUCUAAUUUGUCCUCACUUACACUGCUGAAUGCAGUGAACAACCUCCUUGACAAUCAAAUCCCAGAAACUUUAGGUAGAUUAAGUAAUCUUUCUGUUCUGAUUUUGAGCAGAAACCAAUUUACUGGUCACAUUCCUUCAAGUAUUGCACAUAUUUCCACGCUCAGGCAGCUUGAUUUGUCACUGAAUAACCUCAGCGGAGAAAUUCCUGUCUCCUUUGAAAAUGUAAGUAGUCUUAAUUUCUUCAAUGUUUCUUAUAAUAACCUCUCAGGUGCUGUUCCCACUCUACUUGCCAAGAAGUUCAACUCAAGCUCAUUUGUGGGAAAUAUUCAACUAUGUGGAUAUAGCCCUUCAAUCCCAUGCCAUUCUCCAGCUCCAUCAGAAGGAGUCCUUGCUCCACCUCCUGAAGUGUCAAAACACCACCAUCAUAAGAAGCUAAGUACCAAAGACAUAAUUCUCAUAUUAGCAGGAGCUCUUCUCAUAGUCCUGAUUGCACUAUGUUGCAUUCUGCUCUUCUGCCUGAUGAAAAAAAGAGCAAGAUCAAAGGAGGAGAAUGGCCGGGCCACAGGGAGAGGUGCCACAAUGAGGAGGGAAAAAGGAGUCCCUCCUGUUGCUGAGGGUGAGGUUGAAGCAGGUGGGGAAGCUGGAGGGAAACUGGUACAUUUUGAUGGAUCAAUGGCUUUUACAGCUGAUGAUCUCUUGUGUGCAACAGCUGAGAUAAUGGGAAAAAGCACCUAUGGAACUGUGUAUAAGGCUACAUUGGAGGAUGGAAGUCAAGUUGCUGUCAAGAGAUUGAGGGAAAAGAUCACUAAAAGUCAGAGAGAAUUUGAAUCAGAAGUUAGUGUUCUAGGGAAAAUUAGACACCCAAAUCUUUUGGCUCUAAGGACUUAUUACUUGGGACCCAAAGGAGAAAAGCUUCUUGUUUUCGAUUACAUGCCUAAAGGAAGUCUUGCUUCUUUCCUACAUGCUCGUGGAACUGAAACAACCAUAGAUUGGACAACAAGGAUGAAAAUAGCACAGGACAUGGCUCGUGGGUUGUUUUACCUUCAUUCCCAAGAGAACAUUAUACAUGGGAACCUUACAUCAAGCAAUGUGUUGCUUGAUGAGAACACAAAUGCUAAAAUUGGAGAUUUUGGUCUUUCUAGGUUGAUGACACCUGCUGUUAACUCUAACGUGAUAGCUACUGCUGGUGCAUUGGGAUACCGUGCACCUGAGCUCUCAAAGCUUAAGAAAGCCAACACAAAAACUGAUAUCUACAGUUUUGGAGUUAUCUUGUUAGAACUCCUAACGAGGAAAUCACCUGGGGUGUCUAUGAAUGGAGUAGAUUUACCUCAGUGGGUUGCUUCUAUUGUCAAAGAGGAGUGGACAAAUGAGGUUUUUGAUGCUGAUUUGAUGAGAGAUGCAUCAACAGUUGGUGAUGAGUUGCUGAACACAUUGAAGUUGGCUUUGCACUGUGUUGAUCCUUCUCCAUCAGCACGGCCAGAUAUUCAACAAGUGCUUCAGCAGCUAGAAGAGAUUAGACCAGAGAGAUCAGUCACAGCCAGUUCUGGCGAUGAUUCUAACGCCAUAUAG
Abrus precatorius (Indian licorice) is the source of this 2604-nucleotide messenger RNA. RefSeq names its product probably inactive leucine-rich repeat receptor-like protein kinase IMK2. Gene Ontology annotation, biological process: protein phosphorylation. Lineage: Eukaryota; Viridiplantae; Streptophyta; Magnoliopsida; Fabales; Fabaceae. Gene Ontology annotation, molecular function: protein binding; ATP binding; protein kinase activity. The record is from RefSeq and is a predicted model, not a curated record. Bases 1 to 2604 code for a protein of 867 amino acids. The transcript has 2 exons.